AUGGACUCGGAAGAACAAUUGUUAAUAGGUGUGGUAGAUUACGAAAACUAUUCUAGUUUGAAUGAAGCAACAGAUGCUGAAGAUCUUACUUCGGCCGAAGAGCUCAAAUUUAUUACUAAGGCUUCAAUACCAUUAGUUAUUACAUUCUUCUUACAAUAUUUGUUAUCGGUGAUAUCAAUCUAUGCGGCAGGGAAAUUAGGGGCUAAGGAAUUGGCAGCUGUAUCUCUUGCCGUAUGUACAUUUAAUAUAACGGGCCUCGCUAUAUAUCAAGGUAUGUCAACUAGUUUAGAUUCAUUUUGUUCACAAGCAUAUGGGUCAGGAAAAUUACAUCUAGUUGGAGUCUAUUUCCAGCGAUGUUCAUUAAUGAUAUUAGCAGUAACUGUAUUCCCCUUAUCAUUGAUCUGGUGGUUUUCAGGAUCUAUAUUAGCUCAUGUAAUUGAUGAUAAUGAAUUAGUAGAUAUGAUACAAACAUUUUUAAGAAUACUUAUAUUUGGAACUCCCGGUCUAGUAUUAUUUGAAACAGGAAAGAGGUUUUUACAAGCUCAACAUAUAUUCAAUGCUGGAACUUAUGUUCUUGUGAUAGUUGUUCCUAUAAAUUAUUUAUUAAAUUGGAUAUUAGUUUGGCAUCCAACAUAUGGACUUGGAUAUGUCGGUAUUCCAAUUGCCCUCGGAAUCGUUUAUUGGAUUAUUUCAUUACUAAUGUUAUUAUAUGUGUUACUUAUAGAUGGAAAGAAAUGUUGGGGUGGAUUAGAUUUUGAAAAAGCUAUAAAGAACUGGAUACCCAUGUUAAGAUUGGCUAUUCCAGGAGUUAUUAUGGUAGAAGCAGAAUAUUUAGCAUUUGAAGUUCUCACAAUUCUUGCUGCAUCAUUUGGUACUUCCGCUAUUGCUGCUCAAGCCAUUGCAUCUAAUGUAGGUUCAUUAUCUUUCCAAUUACCAUUUGCAGUGGCUGUGGCUCUUAGUACAAGAAUUGGACAUUUUGUUGGUAUGCAAAGUAUUAGAGCUGCUCUGUUAGUUACCAAAUUAACAAUCAUAUUUGCAGGAAUUAUAGCUCUUACUAAUUUCAGUCAUGUAUUCUUUGGUAGACAUUAUUUAUCACGAUUAUUCACUGAGGAUGAAGAAGUUAUUAAAAUUACGGUUCAAGUACUUCCCUUGGUAGCUCUUAACCAAUUAGGCGAUGCAUUCAAUGUGAUUGGAGCAGGAGUCCUUAGAGGUCAAGGUAGACAAAGAAUUGGAUCAAUACUUAAUAUGAUAUCAUAUUAUGUUAUUGCCCUUCCCUUAUGUACAGUAUUAGCAUUCACAUUUAAAUUUGGUUUACAAGGGUUAUGGUACGGAUUAAUAUCGGGAGUAGCUUUCUUAGCGAUUUCCGAAUAUGUAGUAAUCUACAGAAGUGACUGGCCCCGAAUCAUUGUGGAAUCAAAGGAGAGACAUGAUCAUUAA
Messenger RNA from Scheffersomyces amazonensis, 1437 nucleotides. RefSeq lists its product as uncharacterized. The record is from RefSeq and is a predicted model, not a curated record. The transcript has a single exon. Gene Ontology annotation, cellular component: membrane. NCBI's taxonomy places the organism in Eukaryota, Fungi, Ascomycota, Pichiomycetes, Serinales, Debaryomycetaceae. Gene Ontology annotation, molecular function: xenobiotic transmembrane transporter activity; antiporter activity. Bases 1 to 1437 code for a protein of 478 amino acids. Gene Ontology annotation, biological process: xenobiotic detoxification by transmembrane export across the plasma membrane.